Molecule: messenger RNA, 1771 nt
Organism: Zeugodacus cucurbitae (melon fly)
Lineage: Eukaryota; Metazoa; Arthropoda; Insecta; Diptera; Tephritidae
Gene: Alp6
Product: membrane-bound alkaline phosphatase
Exons: 3
Coding region: 105-1673 (522 amino acids)
Biological process (GO): dephosphorylation
Molecular function (GO): alkaline phosphatase activity
Source: RefSeq, a predicted model, not a curated record
GCAUUUUGACCAUUCAGUUCAAUUCCGUAAGUUGUUCUCAAAUAACACGAAAUUCGCAGUCGUUGAAGCGUUAAAGUUUAAAUUGUGAAAAUUAUAUUAUAGAAAUGCGCAUAACAUUUCUGUUCGUCUUGGCCUUGACGGGUGUCUUUGUUGACGUGGUACUCGCACGUGACAGAGCACAUCCACGUAGCAGUUCGACACGACUCGGCUCCGCACCGCACAUCACAAACGAAGCCGAACGCGAUGCAAGCUAUUGGAAUGAAUUUGCACAGGAGACACUCCAAGAGAAGAUCCAACAAGCAGCGAACCUGAAUGCAGCUAAUGGCGCUAAGAAUGUUAUAAUGUUCUUGGGCGAUGGUAUGUCCGUGCACACAGUCACAGCUGCGCGCAAUCUAAUUGGUGACAGCGCAAAUCAAUUGUCCUUCGAACAGUUCCCCUACUUUGGCUUGUCAAAGACAUACUGCGUGGACCGUCAAGUGGCCGAUUCCGCGUGCACAGCUACCGCCUAUUUGGGUGGAGUGAAGGCCAACUACGGUACGAUAGGUGUGAAUGCCAAAGUGAAGCGUUACGAUUGCACCACCGGUCAGAAUCCCGCUAACUUUGUGGAGAGUAUCGCCAAGUGGGCACAGGAUGCUGGCAAAGAUGCGGGUCUGGUGACAACGGCACGUGUAACGCACGCCUCACCGGCUGGCGUGUAUGCGCAUACAGCCAAUCGUGAUUGGGAGAAUGAUGCCAAGGUUUUGGAGAAAGGUGGCUGCAGCGCCAAGGAUAAUGUGGAUAUUGCACGUCAGCUGGUCGAAUGGGAUGUGGGUAAAAAGUUGAAGGUUGUUAUGGGCGGUGGACGACGCAAUUUCAUUAACACUACCGUUAACGAUGAGGAAGGCUUGCCUGGUCAUCGUACAGAUGGACGCAAUCUUAUACAGGAUUGGUUGAAGGAUAAACAAGCGAACAAACAGCAAGCGGCUUAUGUGUGGAGCAAGAAGGGUUUGAGUUUGGUUGAUUUGGAUAAAACUGAAUAUCUGUUGGGUUUGUUUGCCAGCUCGCAUUGCCCGUACAAUGGUGAUUUACAACGCAGCAACUACAAACUGGUCAAACCAUCGUUAACCGAGAUGACCGAGGCGGCAAUUAAAGUGUUGCAAAAGAAUAAGAAUGGCUAUUUCCUCUUCGUCGAAGGUGCACGCAUCGAUAUGGCACAUCACGAUACACGCGCACGUAAAUCUUUGGAGGAUACUGUGGAAUUUGCACGCGCCAUUGAACGUGCGCGCGAUAUGACCUCAGAGGAGGACACACUUAUCGUCGUGACGUCAGAUCACUCGCACACCAUGACCGUUAAUGGUUAUCCUUAUCGCGAUCAACCAAUCACUGGUUUAUCCAAUGCGCUUGGCGAUGACGAUUUGCCAUACACCAUCUUGUCCUAUGCCAAUGGUCCUGGUUUCAGCAACACCUACCAUGACAAAGCGGGUCGCAAAGAAAUCACACCUGAGGAGACCGAAAAUGUGCGUUUUGAAUACCCGGCCACAGCACCUUUGAGUUCGGAAACACAUGGCGGUGAUGAUGUGGGUGUUUUCGCCUCCGGACCGUUUGCUCAAUACUUCAGCGGCAACUAUGAACAGUCAAAUAUUCCCGCUAUGAUGGCACGCGCUCUCAAUGUCGGACCUUUUGCUAAUCUGUAAAUUACUGGUCCAUAAUGAAAAUUAUACGAAAUGCUCUGCAUUUAUGUGCCACAAAGUAUUUAUAAAUAAAAUUUUACUCUUUUAAACUAUAAAAUAAA